AUUACAGUUAUUUGAUUUUCUUCAAUUAGUUUCACAAAUCUUUCUGCGAUUGUAUAAUAGUGAGAAGGUCUCUAUCUAUAGCACUGAGUUCAAAUGUCAUUUUGCUUCAUCAGGUUUUUACAGCAACAAUACUUUUUCUGGUAGGUGCAAAUGUUGAGAAAACCCCAAAUCUACUUUGAGAAGUGAAAUCCAACUGUUGCUUUCUCAUUAUUUCAUUGGUGUUUCUUUGCAAGCUUUCUUCCCAAGUUUGAUUUAAAUGUUGUCAUAAGCCAACAUAAGCUAAGAGCGUUUGAUUUAAACCACUUAAGCUACCUGUUGUUUUACUUGGGACUAAUUUGCUUACAGGUCUCUAUCCUCUUAAUGCUGUCACUUAAAUCCCAUCACCGCAGGUACCUGAGCGUGGCUGAGGCCAGCAUAAGAGGGCUCCUAAAAAUUAAGUAAUGAAACAGGAAAUUGCUCCAAAAACAAUGUACAUUAUUGACAAUUGUUAAUGAGGUAAAGGCUGCAUUUACACUAAUAGUAUGCAAUGUGUAAAUGAACAUAAUUCAUUUUCCAUGCGGCUUCAAAUACAGCAUUAACACGUUCCAGCUGCACAGUGGCUCCACUCCGUGUUUGCCGUGCUGCUUUACGCCUGUUGUCAAUGAACAUCCAAGCAUCCUCAGUUUGAUUCUGCUACGCGUUUCCGUCGCUCCGCCUCUUCUGCCCCCCAUCUCUCUUUACCCUCUUCAUCCCUCUCUCUCUCAUUGCAUCCAUUUUUGUGCAUUUAAGAAAUCUCCAAGUGUUACCAACCUAGAUGAAAACAAGCCAAACUGUGACAGAGGGGGGCAUAAGGACUCCAAAAACAAACGCGGACGGACCUAACCUAUUUGAUUCUAAAAUGCGACUGAAACCUUUCUAAGGAAUGGCAGCGAUGGGUUAGACAGGAUUUAAAAUGACUGCAAAAUAAAAGCAACUGUGAGUAAAAGAUGUCCGCUCCACGAGGGCCCAGGGGUGGUCAUGGCCCUGCUGCCUCAGCUGCCGGCGCCAUGCCUGAGAUGCCGGACCUCAGCCACCUCACCGAGGAGGAGAGGAAGAUCAUCCUCGGUGUCAUGGACCGACAACAGAAGGAGGAUGCGAAGGAACAGUCCAUGUUAAAGAUCAAAGAAGAACCAAAGCCUCAGUCAGCACAGUGGUUUCCCUUUAGUGGGAUCACUGAGCUGGUAAAUAAUGUUCUUCAGCCACAGCAAAAGCCCCAAAAUGACAAGGAGCCCGAGCCAGACGCGAAAUUGCACCAGCAGUUUGAGUCAUACAAGGACCAGGUCAAGAAGAUGGGUGAUGAGACAAAGCAGGCUCAGGAACAGAAGAGCGAAGCCCCAACUUGCGGGAUAUGCCACAAAACCAAGUUUGCUGAUGGCUGUGGCCACCUCUGUUCAUAUUGCCAAACAAAAUUCUGUGCUCGGUGCGGAGGACGAGUGUCUCUGCGGUCAAAUAAGGAGGACAAAGUGGUGAUGUGGGUAUGCAACUUGUGCCGAAAACAACAAGAAAUCCUCACCAAAUCGGGGGCGUGGUUUUAUGGCUCGACCCCUGGUCAGGUGCGGGCUGUGUUUGAAGGUGGGCCGCAGGGGAAGAAGGCCAAACUGCAGGACCCGUCACUAUACCCUUACCAGGGUGCCUCAGGGGACUUGACACCAACGUCAGACAGAAGCAGACGUCACGGCGGGCUCCUGCCCAGACAGGCGUCCCUUGACAACGGCUCACUGAGGUACUCUGGACAUGGCGAUGCACCCAUAGACAGGAAACGAAGUCCGUCUGCAUCCAGGGAUCCAAACCAAAAAUACGACCAAAGGGAGGGGAGUGACCAUUCGCAGUAUGCCCCGACAGACGGAAGCAUGCCCAGAUCACCGUCUGACUAUGGGGAUGGGGACCCUCGGCGGGCUCCGCGGGGCCCACACUUGUACCCGGAAGUAAAUGCAGCGUGGAUUGGCUACAGGGACCGGCAGGGUCCUGGACGCUGGCACUCCCAGGAGUACCCUUUGGACCAGGAGCUAGAUGGGCCGCACAAUGAAUAUGAGCUCCAGAGGCAACGGCAGGAGGAGUUCCAGACGCGCUAUCGCAGCGACCCUAACCUGGCACGCUAUCCUGUUAAGCCGCAGCCCUAUGAAGAGCAGAUGAGAAUGCAUGCGGAGGUGGGACGCCUGAGGCAUGAGCGACGUCACAGUGAUGUCUCGCUAGCUUACACUGAACAGGAUGACCCAGGACCCAUCCGGCUGUCACGUCAACAUCUCACUGAGCGCCGUCCACCUAUGGUGGGACAGCGAUCUUACUCUGUUGACCGCUCCUCCCCGGGCCCCGUGGGUCCUGGCCUUGGAGGCCACAGAACAUCAAACCACAGCCCCCCAACACCUCGCCGCAGCCCUGUGCUAGGUGACCGAUCUGGCGAUCUUCGAAGAGGUGACAUGAGCGGAGGAGGGGACUCUAUGAGGAGACAACAUCACUUGGACCCCAAUUCAGCUGUUCGCAAGACCAAGAGGGAGAAGAUGGAAAGCAUGUUGAGGAAUGAUUCUCUGAGCUCAGAUCAGUCGGAGUCGGUACGUCCUCCGCCCCCGAAGCCCCACAAAACCAAAAAGGGAGGGAAAAUGCGGCAGGUGUCACUGAGCAGCUCAGAAGAGGAGCUGGCAACUACGCCGGAGUACACCAGCUGUGACGAUGUGGAGAUAGAGAGUGAGUCAGUCAGUGAGAAAGGGGACAGUCAAAGGGGAAAAAGAAAAACAAUUGAGCAGGCAUUUAUGUCUGAGCCAGCACACACCUUAUCUGAGAGGCAAAAGAAAAUGGUGCGCUUUGGGGGACACUCAUUUGAAGAGGACUUGGCAUGGUGUGAACCGCAAGUUAAAGACUCAGGAGUUGAUACGUGCAGUAGCACUACCCUAAACGAGGAGCAUAGCCAUAGUGAGAAGCAUCCGGUGACGUGGCAGCCGUCCAAAGACGGGGAUCGCCUAAUAGGGCGGAUUUUGCUCAAUAAGAGAAUGAAAGAUGGAAGCGUGCCUCGAGACUCAGGAGCUCUGCUUGGUCUUAAGGUGGUUGGAGGGAAGAUGACAGAAUCUGGUAGACUUUGUGCUUUCAUCACGAAAGUGAGAAAAGGAAGUCUUGCGGAUACUGUAGGGCACCUUAGACCAGGUGACCAGGUGCUGGAAUGGAAUGGAAGGCUUUUACAAGGAGCCACAUUUAAAGAAGUUUACAAUAUAAUUUUAGAAUCCAAGCCUGAACCACAAGUGGAACUGGUGGUCUCACGGCCCAUCGGAGAUAUUCCAAGGAUACCAGACAGCACACAUGCACAACUGGAAUCAAGUUCAAGUUCUUUUGAGUCCCAAAAAAUGGAUCGUCCAUCCAUUUCUGUCACCUCCCCCAUGAGUCCCAACAUGCUGAGGGAUGCUCCCCAGUACUUGUCAGGACAGCUUUCAAGCCAAAGCCUUAGUAGAAGAACACCGCCUAUUCCCCCUAGGGUCCAGGUCAAACUGUGGUACGACAAAGUCGGCCAUCAACUAAUAGUCACCAUACUGGGAGCCAAAGACCUGCCACCCAGGGAAGAUGGUCGACCCAGAAAUCCUUACGUGAAAAUCUACUUUCUCCCUGAUAGAAGUGACAAAAGCAAAAGGAGAACAAAAACAGUAAAGAAAUCCUUAGAGCCCAAGUGGAACCAGACCUUUAUGUAUUCCCCGGUACAUCGGAGGGAGUUUCGGGAGCGCAUGUUGGAGAUCACGUUAUGGGAUCAAGCCAGAGUGAGGGAAGAGGAGAGUGAAUUCUUGGGAGAGAUACUCAUUGAACUGGAGACAGCUCUUCUGGAUGACGAGCCUCACUGGUACAAGCUACAGACCCAUGACGUGUCCUCCAUCCCACUCCCGCGUGCCUCCCCAAACACACAACGUAGGCAGCUCCAUGGAGAAAGCCCAACACGGCGGCUUCAGAGAUCCCAGAGAAUAAGUGAUGGCGAGAUCUCAGACUAUGAUUGUGAGGACGGUGUUGGUGUAAUAACAGACUACCGACCGAAUGGCAGAGACUUCCAGAGCUCCACUUUGUCUGUCCCGGAACAGGUGAUGUCUUCUAACCACUGCUCCCGGUCUGCUGAAAUACAUCGCGCACGUUCACGCUCCCCCAGCGUUCCCCCACCUGCCAGCCGAAACCAUCGUGUGUACCCAAUCUGCCGUGAGGAAGCAGUCAGGUUACUGCGUUCCACUAGGAUAUCCCGUGCCUUUUCUGAGGGCGCCUACUCUUCUGACUAUGACUUUGAGAGGAGCCACGGAGCCAUGGAUAGACACGAGUAUCACAGCAGGUCCCGAUCUGCAGACCAGCGGCCCACAAUAGAGCGCCCCGCAUCCCGAUCACGCUCCACUGAACGCCCCCACGACUCAUCGAUGAUGAGGUCCAUGCCGUCUCUACCGUCUGGGAGGUCAGCCCCUCCCUCACCUGCCAUGACGAGGGCGCACCCUCGUAGUGGAUCAGUCCAGACCAGUCCAAACAGUACGCCAAUGUCCCACAGACGAGGUCGGCAACUCCCCCAGCUUCCAUCCACCGGGAAAGACAGAAAAGAUGGAGACGAAGGACCCGAUCCUUAUGAAGGUAUUGACAUGGAGGAGAGGACCAGGCAGAUGAAGAUGAAAAUGAACAAGUACAAGCAGGGAGCUGGCUCUGAUUCACGUCUGGAGCAGGACUACCACAAGCAUUCCAGUAGAGAUCCAAGGGGUUCAGAUAACCUGUCGGCAAAGUCAUCAGACAGUGAUGUUAGCGACGUGUCCGCUGUGUCGAGAACCAGUAGCGCCUCUCGGUUCAGCAGCACGAGCUACAUGUCUGUCCAGUCUGAAAGACCACAAGGAAAUCGCAAGAUCCGCCAUUUGCGAUCAAGGAGCCAGUCGCGGGAGGGGGAUGAGCAUUUAGUUGAUGUGCUAGAAGAGGAAGAGACAGGCAGGAGAGGUGGAGGUGAAGGGACAAGGGUCAAUAAAGACGGGCUCGUGCAGGGAGAGAGAAAGGGAUCAGGGAAUAAAGUAGACAAAGACAAGCGGCAGCAUGAAGAAAUGCUGAUGAAAGAAGACGACUUGCACCAGAGGAGUAUCUCAGAGACUGACCUCAGGCAGAUGGGCUCGUCGGGCGGCGUGAACAUGACGAAGAGCACCAGCAUCAGCGGUGAUAUGUGUAACCUGGAAAAGACAGACGGCAGCCAGUCAGACACAGGGGUCGGCACGGUAGGAACCGACGACAAGAAGAGGCGCUCCAGCAUCGGUGCCAAAAUGCAGGCCAUGGUUGGCAUGUCACGCAAGAGCCGGAGCACCUCACAACUCAGCCAAACAGAGAAGCAGACCAAACACAUGCAGACUUUCAGGAAGAGCUGUCAAGAAGCAGGAGGCAAGAAAUUGCGCAGCACUAUCCAAAGGAGCACAGAGACAGGCUUGGCAGUAGAAAUGAGGAGCAGGAUGACCCGUCAGGCCAGCCGAGAAUCCACAGACGGCAGUAUGAACAGCUACAGCUCCGAGGGAAAUCUCAUCUUCCCUGGUGUGAGGCUUUCUUCAGAAGCCCAGUUCAGUGACUUUCUGGAUGGGCUCGGGCCCGCCCAGCUCGUCGGACGACAGACGCUGGCUACACCGCCAAUGGGUGACAUCCAAAUUGGCAUGGUGGAGAAGAAAGGAGCACUGGAGGUGGAAGUCAUAAGAGCUCGUGGCCUUGUGGGAAAACCAAGUUCCAAGGCACUGCCAGCACCCUAUGUUAAGGUCUAUCUUUUGGAAAAUGGAGUCUGCAUAGCCAAAAAGAAAACAAAAGUAGCAAGAAAAACCUUGGAUCCUCUUUACCAGCAGCAACUGCCGUUUGAGGAGAGCCCUGGAGGGAAAGUUUUACAGGUGAUUGUCUGGGGCGACUAUGGACGCAUGGACCAUAAAUCUUUCAUGGGAGCAGUUCAGAUACUGUUAGAUGAGCUGGACCUGUCCAACAUGGUGAUUGGCUGGUUCAAGCUCUUUCCUCCCUCCUCGCUGGUGGACCCAACUCUCGCCCCCCUGACAAGAAGAGCUUCCCAGUCUUCGCUGGACAGUUUCUCACGGUCAUAGCAGCGCGCAGACUGAUAGCGUUGUUGUAGCAGCCCAGUGUUGCGAUGACAGGUCACGCCCCCCGGUUACACUGCAUGCUUGAUGUUGUGUCUUCUGAGCCUGUUUCUAGGGGUGCAAAUGUGAUCCUGUGUUUUGAGCAAAAACGUUGCACACGUGGUGCUCGUGGCGAAGCGCAUCGCAAGCGCCCGGCGGCCAGGAUCGCCGGGCCAUGUUGUUCUUGCUGUUGGAAGGAAACUGGAAUGGACUCCUUAGCACGAGGAAUCUGUCAUUUCCAGCUUUUCAUCCAAUUCGAAGCCAUGGGGGUCGGUACUGGGAACCGCAAAACGGGUUCUACAGAAACCCUUUUUCGAAUGAAAAAUAAAUGUUUGUCUUUGAUUUCCAUUUUUGCUUUGAUUUUAUUUGUUUCUUUUUCCUGUUGUCGUUUUUUAUGUCUGAAUGGGGGUGACGGUGGUUUUCACCACCAGAUGCUUGGUCGUGCCCCACCAACAGGUGAGGUUUUUGGAGACCAUUACAUAGGGUGAGGUUUGUCCCACCUUGAAGCCACACCCCCCAAAAUCCUAAAAGAAAAUAGCCUGCAGACUCUUGGUUUAUAUGCUCAACCAAACUGUGCUGGAAACUCACCAGACAACAGUAAUCAGAGGCAAUAUUGCAGCGGCUACAAAUCACCAAUAAUGAGUCAAACCCCCAGAGAAAAGGUGUGCAAUCUACCAUCUUGAUUUCAUUCUUUCUCUUUUGAUAUACAGUAUUGUAUGAAAAAAAAAAAUAUCUGAGAAAAAUAUAUUUUCCCUUUUUAGUUCAUUUGCAUGAAUACAAAUUUAGCUGAAGACUAAAAAAAAAAAUUUUUUUUCUGGAGGCUGUAACAUGCAAAAAAGAUGAAGAAAAAGAAAUAAAACAGAUCAGCCAUUUCAAUUUCAACAAUUUUAUAUUAUUUUUUAAGAUACAUUUCACUAGUGCAUGGUUUUCAAGGGGAGUGAAUGCAACAUCAUGAUUAAAAGAGACAAGUCAUUGUUCAUCAGUCCAGACCAUUCAUGAGUCAGUAAGAUAAGGCUAACAAAAGGAACAUUUUGGACUAUUUAACAGAUAAUGUUUUAUGACGAAAAAAAAAAAGUGAUAAUGACAAUAAAUGUAAAUGACUUAUUUCAUUGUGAAAAGGCUCAGAUAAAGAUUAUGUGAAAAUGUACAUGUUUCUCUUUUUAUUCCUUCUCCCAGGGUACUUCACAUUGUAAGACUCAUUUCUACCAAUGUCCCCUGAUAGUGUUUGGAUUUGGUCUGGGCCAGAUCUAGUUAUUUUACAGUUCUAUAUUGUUUUGGUAUGCAUUUUAGUUCAAAUUUGAUUUCUUUAACAAGCAUGUUGAAAAGGAUUCUCUGCAACAUGGCUUGGGCACACCUUAAAGUAACUCAGCAUGUUUUGAUAUAGGAUGAUAUUUGGAAUUUUUGCAGUUUCUUGUACAGUGCAUGUCAACGUCCAUUCAUUUUGCUCCCUCACGUUAAAUUCAAUGCUACACCUAAUUACGUUCCAAUCAUCCAUUGACCAAUUAUUAAAGUUUUUAACAAGACAUUCCACUCCCAAGGUCAUAUAUAUUUUCUUUGCAGAUAUUGAGGAAAAAAAAGUGACAAGGAAAAUAUUUUCUACUUAAUGGAGUUGAGACGUUGUGAUUACAAGUGUAUUUUGUUUCAGUAUUGUUGACCAACAUGCAAAAAUAUUCUGUAUUGGUACAGCAAAAGGUCUAUACUGUACGUAAUCAAGAGGCAGCAAACCUGUAAAAAAAAAAAAAAUGUGUUGCUGGAGUUCAAUACAAGCACUGUUUAUGAGAUGAGCUAAUCACAAGUUCAAAUAACAUGGAAUAUUGCCACAGAAUUUCUUUCUUGUUUUAAUGAAAAUGACAUUUAUUUAGUAUAUUUUUGUUAGUUUUCUUUUAAAAGCCAAGACCUGAUUAUUUUUUAUUUUCUAUUUUUAGUAAUAAAAACGUCUCAUGUCUGGGAGGCUAAUGAAUCGUAUAGCUGCAGUAUGUCUGAAUGAAAAUGAAUCGGGGCAUUAUUCCUUUUCCACACGGAGAUAAAGAAUUUUAAUGUCCAAGGAUUUUUUUUGUCACUGUAACAAUCUGCAGUAUAGAGUUUACUUUUUGAUUUCCAUUGUACAUACAUACAUAGAUGUCAGAUUUUAAAUAAACACAACACUCUUCUGGAGCAGGAAAAAUGCCUCACAUGAUGAAAAAGACAUAAGUUAUUUAUGCUUUUGAAUGCCUUUUAAUUUUCUCUUUUUGUGCAAUGUGUUAAUGCCAAGGCUAUGUCUUGGUUAAGUAUGGUCGAGUACAGAGAUUUAUGUAAGUUAUUUUUCAAAUUAAAAAUAAAAAAAUGAUAUUACACUAA
Messenger RNA from Syngnathus acus (greater pipefish), 8435 nucleotides. It is a transcript of the gene rims2a, whose product is annotated as regulating synaptic membrane exocytosis 2a. Gene Ontology annotation, molecular function: transmembrane transporter binding; small GTPase binding. Gene Ontology annotation, cellular component: presynaptic membrane; cytoskeleton of presynaptic active zone. The transcript has 34 exons. The record is from RefSeq and is a predicted model, not a curated record. NCBI's taxonomy places the organism in Eukaryota, Metazoa, Chordata, Actinopteri, Syngnathiformes, Syngnathidae. The coding region runs from base 966 to 6065 and encodes 1699 amino acids. Gene Ontology annotation, biological process: positive regulation of synaptic transmission; intracellular protein transport; regulation of membrane potential.